CACGACGGCGUCGCGGACGGCGGUGACACUGAAAGACACGCUCAGCAGAGGCCCUCUACACGCACAGCAGCGACAUAACAAACAUACAGAACUCUUACAACAACCUUCACGCGGCGACAGUGAGCGCAGACGCGCAUCCAGCUACCAGCUCCAAACCCCUCGACACCACUCACUAUGCAGAACCAGCAGAACACCCAGCCCGGGCAAUACACCUUCCCCAUCUCCGGGUACACCACGCCCUACACGACGACCCCCGCCGCGACCGAGCCCUCGCAAAGUCAGCCUGCGUACCUGCCCGCUGCUAGCACAUCUACAUCGAGUGUACCAGUCGCCGGAACCUCCAGCGUAUCAGUCGCUGGGACGUCAAACGCAGCGGGGUCUUCGAGCGCGCCCCUAGCUGGCACCUCUAGCACCCAAGCAUCAAACGCCCCCGGCCCCUCCCGCCAACAGGCCGAGGAAGCGCGCAAGGACCGCACGCUCGCCGAGUUCCUCCUCAUGUUGGACGACUACGAACCUCUGAUCCCGAACGAGGUCACGGACUACUACCUCCAGCGCGUCGGCUUCGAGUGCGAGGAUGUUCGACUAAAACGCCUCCUCUCGCUCGCCGCGCAAAAGUUCGUCGCCGACAUCGCCGGCGACGCGUACCAGCACGCGCGCAUCCGGACCAAUGCGGCGGGCGCGCGCGGCCGGACAGCAGCGCCGUACGGCAUGUCCAAGGACAAAACCCGCACGACGCUUACCAUGGACGACCUCUCCGCCGCGCUCUCCGAGUACGGCAUUGACGCGCGCAAGCCCGACUUCUACUUGUGAGCGGGCGCCCCGGCGCCUUUGCUUGUGAACAUCCCUGGACGCUAUCACUUUGUCUGCUUUCCCCCUUGUACUGCUAUCCACGCUUGUAACACUACAUAUCCUCGCAAUCGCAUGCAUGCUCAUCGUUGAUCGUUACAAAUACAACAUGAUUCGGUCUACCAACACUCACAAGCAAGCUAGCUCUUCCAAGCCCGCCUCGACCCUCGCAACCAACCUCCCAUCCCCCAACCACCCUCACCACCCCUCACAAAAUAAACCUGAACCCAUUCACCUGCCUCACCCCCGCCGCAUUCGCCUCCAACCCCGCCUCCUCCCCCCUCCUCUCCAUCCUCUCCAACUUCCCAUUCUCCCUUGCCAGCACGAACCGUAUCACCAGCGCCAUCCCCGCGCACGCGGCCGCUAUCCCCGCCAUCACCGCCCCGCCCGUCACGUAGCGCGGGCCCUCGGAGGCGGGGUAGAGGAAGGAGCCG
Messenger RNA from Schizophyllum commune H4-8, 1280 nucleotides. Its product is annotated as transcription initiation factor IID, TAF10 subunit. The record is from RefSeq and is a predicted model, not a curated record. Gene Ontology annotation, cellular component: SAGA complex; transcription factor TFIID complex; nucleus. The transcript is spliced from 4 exons. Gene Ontology annotation, biological process: transcription initiation at RNA polymerase II promoter. Gene Ontology annotation, molecular function: RNA polymerase II general transcription initiation factor activity; promoter-specific chromatin binding. The coding region runs from base 175 to 810 and encodes 211 amino acids. NCBI's taxonomy places the organism in Eukaryota, Fungi, Basidiomycota, Agaricomycetes, Agaricales, Schizophyllaceae.